This is a messenger RNA of Myotis brandtii (Brandt's bat), 2563 nucleotides long. Its product is annotated as zinc finger protein OZF. Gene Ontology annotation, biological process: negative regulation of transcription by RNA polymerase II. NCBI's taxonomy places the organism in Eukaryota, Metazoa, Chordata, Mammalia, Chiroptera, Vespertilionidae. Gene Ontology annotation, molecular function: DNA-binding transcription repressor activity, RNA polymerase II-specific. The coding region runs from base 228 to 1796 and encodes 522 amino acids. The transcript has a single exon. The record is from RefSeq and is a predicted model, not a curated record.
UCCCAACUUCAUGCACAGCUUGCCCCCUUCCCCAGCACACAAGCCCUGCUGAACGCUGUUAGCAGAGGACUUAGUGGAGGUCUGGCUUCUCUUCCAUGAGCUGCUUGCCAUGUGUUGUGUCAUAUUUCUGGUGAGGUCUUUUCUGUUUUGUGAUGUUCCGUGGAUGAGACCUUCACAGAAGCCUCUUAUCAAUCCUUCCUGCAUAUCUCUUAUUUUCGGACAAUUGCAUGAAACCCAUGUAUUAUGUGCAUCUUGCAAUGGGAUUUCCCCUGUCACCACAGUCAACACACCUCAGCAUUUCUGUCUUUGCAGGUUGUUGGCAUAAAACAGAUGAGGAGGCCUGUUGUGAGCAGAGUGUAUCUGACCAAGGAGAGUCGAAGGUCAGGGCCCCUAAGACAGAGCCAGCAACCCAGAGGACCCAUCUGUGUAAGCGGUGCUUCUCUGUGUUAAAAGCUAUUCUGCACCUGACUGAGUCACAAGCCGCAGACCUUGAGCAGAAAGCCUUCUUCAGGGACGCAUUUGUGAGAGACUUCUGUUUCACUGCAAACCCUCACCAGCAACAGAGAGAUGGCACUCGAGAGAAGCCCUGGAGAGAAGCUGUGGACAGGGCCUCGUUUGUGACCAGGUGCAGCUUCUACUCAUCUUGGCUGCCUUCAUCCAGGAGGGAGGUUGGGGAAGAUUUCCCAGCCAUCUCAGAGCUUCUCCAGCACCAGGCCCCUCUCGACACUGAAGAGCCACACAGGGGCAGUGAGAUUUCACAGGAAUUUCUCAAUAGAAAAAGGCAUCACCAGUGGAGUGAAGGUGAAAAAUCUGCCAGCCACAAACGGAAAUUUGUACAACAUCAGGCGGUCUGUUCUGGAGAAAAUAGUCAUGAGUGUAACAAAUGUGGGAAAGUUUUUAGCCGUAUCUUUAACCUCAAUCGACAUAGAAGUGUUCACGCUGGAGAAAACCCAUAUGAGGAUAGUGAUUGUGGGAAGGCCUUCAGUCAGAGCUCUGACCUCAGUCAACGCAAGAGGAUUCACACUGGGGAGAAGCCUUUCGUGUGCAGUGACUGUGGGAAGGCCUUCAGAGAAAAGUUAACCUUUGUUAAACACUACAGACUUCACACUGGAGAAAAGCCGUAUGCGUGUACUGAUUGUGGAAAGUCAUUCAGGCAAUCCUCAGCUCUCACUUAUCAUCAGAGAGGUCACAGUAGAGAAAAUUCUUAUGAGUGUAGUGACUGUGGGAAGGUCUUCCAUCAAAGGUCCUGCUUUACUAUACACCUUAGACUUCACACUGGACAAAAGCCCUAUGAGUGUACUGAUUGUGGGAAGUCCUUCAAUCAAAGCUGUCACCUCACCCAACACCAGAGAGUUCACACUGGUGAGAAACCUUUUCAUUGUACUGAUUGUGGGAAGUCCUUUAGGCAAAAGUUUACCCUCAUUCAACACCACCGAGUUCACACUGGAGAAAAGCCAUUUGAGUGUAGUGACUGUGGGAAGUCCUUCAGGCAUGGCAAUUCACUUACUCUACACAGGAGACAUCACACUGGUGAGAAACCUUAUGAGUGUAGUGAAUGUGGAAAGUCUUUUAAGAGCAGUAGUCACCUCCUUUACCACAAGAGAACUCACACGGGAGAAAGGCCCUAUGAGUGUAGUGAUUGUGGGAAGGCCUUCAGCCAAAGAUCCAAGCUCAUGGACCACCACAGAAGUCACACUGGAGAAAAGCCUCAUGAGUGCAGUGAAUGUGGGAAAUGUUUUCGCUACAAACCUAGCCUCCUCAGACAUCUGAGGGGUCACACUGGAGAAAAGCCUUAAAUGUGCAGAGAAUGUUUUAUCUUCCAUCUUUCUCACUCUACAACACUAAGGAGACUCAGACCCAUUUACCUGAAUAUAAACGCCUUUUAUCUGAACAUACACUCUGCUAGAUUCCUCAUUUACCAGAGGUACAAGUGAGGCCUGAAGGAGCUGCAUUGCACUUGCUAACUUGCCGAGGACUCCUACCUCAUUGAUGUCACUGUGAGGAUUUGUGGCUGAAGAGACCUCCUCUACCAGCUGGCUCACCUGCACAGUGUGCACCCGUCACCACCCCUGGUGCUCAGGGGAAAGGAAUUCUGUGUUCCCCCUUGUGUAUGAGGAAGUUAUGAACACUCUGAGCUCUAAGAAGGAACUUUAUUCCUUACUCUCCAGAGAAUUGACCUGACCCCGGGUUCGUCCAGAGCCCCCGUCCUCAGCUCAAGAAGCGCUACCUCUUUCAGGGACAUGGUGCUCCUCACCUCAUGCUGCUAUGGAUUGUUUCCGGUUCCAGUUCACCAGCCUGCACGCUGCUUGCUGUGCACUGCUCUGGUUUAUGUUUUUGUAACGGCGUUUUUGGUUUUGUACCUUUAAUUUUGUUGGUUCUAUUCACUGCCUGGGAUGAUUUGCAAGCACAGUUGUGAUUUGUCAGCAUGUAGAGUUAACAGAUAUGGUAACUCUGUGAAGGGACCGCAGAAUGGCAGAAAAUCACUGUUUGUCUAAUAUUGACUUAUUUUGUGUUACUGCCCAAGGCCUUGAAAUAAAGACCGCGUGACUUUGUGUUUCAUUUA